Messenger RNA from Echinostoma caproni, 240 nucleotides. Lineage: Eukaryota; Metazoa; Platyhelminthes; Trematoda; Plagiorchiida; Echinostomatidae. The record is from the annotation of a GenBank genome assembly.
GAUGAUGAUGAUGAUGAUGAUGAUGAUGAUGAUGAUGAUGAUUAUGAUGAUGAUAAUGAUUUGGAUGAUGAUUGUGAUGAUGAUUCGAAUGAUUUUUCUGAUGAUGUUGAUGAUGAUGAUGAUUCGGAUGAUGAUGGUGAUGUUUAUGAUGAUGCACUUUGCAAUUGCGUCAAAUGCAAUCAUUCGAUGAUGAUAGGCCGAAUUCAGGGAACAGAACCACAGGGGAACUUGGAAUCCUAA